CAUCGCAUUUGCAUUGCCUGCCUGCCGACUCUUUCCCACCAGCCUCCUACUUCUUCUUCACACCAAAGGCAGAGCCAACCAACCAACUUCCCCUCCGUUCCUUCAGUUCAUCCGCUCCCUCCCCCAUUUCUAUUCCGAGUGGACCGGCAGAACGAUCCAUCCAUCGAUAUAUUUAGCUGUGGAGAGAGGCGCAGGGCGCGCGUCUGAUUUAGGUGCAGCUGAGAUCUUGUUGUGAGAGUUUGGUGAGGAUAUGCCGACCGGAACGAUGAGGAGCAUGUUCGUCGAGUCGUCGUCGUCGUCGUCGGGGAGCGGCAGGGAUAGCAGGGAGCCGGAGCCGGUGCUGUGCGCGCCGCGCCCCCGGAGGGCGCAGGUUCAUCCCUGCAGCGCCGACCUCAUCCUCGGCCCGCCUCCCUUCCUUCUCAACUCCUCCGGCAACACCAAAAAGCAGAGAGAAGGGAAGAGCAAAACGGCCGAGCACGACGAAGAGGAAGAAGGAGGCUGGUCGCUGUUCGGCGGGUCGCCGCCGGCGCGCGCGGACAACCCGCUGGUCCACGACCCGCACUUCCUGCUCAACCAGCGCCACCACCACGCCGCCGCCGCCUCGGACAUCAGCCAUGCGGUUUUUGACAGCCACCGCAACAACCACCACGUCCCCACCUACAGCAAUAGCACUAGCCAUAGCAGCAGUUUUGCCCCGUCGUACGCGCCGGCGGUGAGGAUCCAGGGCUUCGAAGUCUCUUCCUGCCGGAGCUCCCACAACGGCAGCAGCAACGGCGGGGGCCGCGUGCUCUCCGCCCGCGCCUGAGCCCGACCGGUCUCCGGCACGGCAGCCGACAGAUCCCGAAGGGAGAGUGAAGCCAGCACCGUCCUCAUCAACCCUGUACAGUUUUCGCCGGCCGCGUAUGUACUUCUAGUUACGUGUGUUCCUUGUGGUAUAUACAUACGGGUCUAAUUAACAUAAAGAUGGAUAGAGACGAAGGUCCAAGACUAAGUUAAGAAGAAGAAGAGUAGUUGAUCGUCCACACAUAAGAAGAGGAUCAAAAGGAAUAGAGAGUUUUUUACUGGAUUAGGUUUUAUUUGUGUUAUGUUUUGUAGAUAUCAUGAGCGUCAGUCAAUCUUGUUCUGAGAGUCAGCCCCGGAUGAUAAAGAAAUCAUCAUCAGUUCAUCUCGCCGCCGUGUAUGUAAUCACCAUGGCUGUACUGUAAAAAGGAAAUGAUGAUGAAGAAGUUUGUACAUAUACUCCUAUGUAAUCGAAUUGCAUCAAGUUGAUUCAA
This is a messenger RNA of Lolium rigidum, 1274 nucleotides long. RefSeq lists its product as uncharacterized. The record is from RefSeq and is a predicted model, not a curated record. Bases 251 to 805 code for a protein of 184 amino acids. Lineage: Eukaryota; Viridiplantae; Streptophyta; Magnoliopsida; Poales; Poaceae. The transcript has 2 exons.